GCGCUCACAUUUCAAAAUGUUUAGAUCAAUUUGCACUAUCGGCCGAAUCUCUGCGGGACCAUCAAAAGAUUUCGUCAGAACCAAAGUGAUAAAAGUAGUAAAAUCUGCUUCUAUCUUGAAGCCCAUAGACAGACUGAAGCUAUGGCAUAAAGAGAACAAGGAAUUAUUCGGCCCGUUGCUGGAAACGAGCAAGCAGAAGAAGCAGCGGCUUAAAAAAGCCGCUAAAAAUAGCAAGAAGUCACGUCAAAACAACAGUAGCGGUGCAACUGUCGAAAACACGAGCGGAGAAGUUAAAUUCUCUGCAAAAAAUACGAAAUAUACUCCAAGUUGUGUUGCGAAAUAUCACCCAGUGCUACCAAUGGAGAUAUUGAAGCGAAGCCUAUGGCAAAAUUCGAAGCCUUGUGUAAAUUUCGUUAGUGUACUUUUAAGUAGGAAUGCAGUGCGAGGGGUGAAGACAUCUGCAGUAUGUGGGGCUACAAAAAGUUCCCCGCUGCAGCCCGGCUAUGCAUCGGAGGACAAAAUACUGCAGAUCAAACAGCACCAGAAUGACUAUGCCAAGCAGUUCCCGUCCGUGACUCUCAUCCUGAACAAGACCAUGACCGGAGAGUCCAUGGCUAACCUGGAGAAAUGGAAAAAGGAGAAGAUUGCUGAAAUUGGAGAGGAGGAAUUCAAAAAGUUUUAUGAAGCUCAAAUGGCGGUGGGCUCCAAGUUCCACACAACUCUCAAGAACUACUUCACUCAACCGCAGUCGCAGCUCCGCAUCGAGAAGGAUGUCGAAGGAGUCUGGAACUCCGUCACCAAUGUACUCAAAAGCAUAUCCUCCCCCAAAGCCAUAGAGUCUAAUGUUGUGCACCCCGUGCUGAAGUACCGAGGGAUCUUUGAUGCUAUUGCAGACUAUGAAGACAAGCCGACCCUCAUAGAGUGGAAGAAAUCGGACAAGCCGCGCAAAUCCAUAGCCCUCACAUACGACAACCCCGUGCAGCUGGCCGCGUACUUCGGCGCCGUGUGCAAUGAUCUUAACUACAAGCACUUCAACAUACGCGACGCGCUGCUGGUCAUAGCCUAUACUGACGGGUCUAAGGCGGACGCCUACCACUUCUCGACGGACCGUCUGCGCGAGCACUGGGCUCAAUGGCUGAUCCGUCUAGAGACGUACAUGAAGCAGCACGGGAGCGACGCGGUGAAGAGCCUGCGCGGGGGGAAGCGACUGUUUGAAGAGGACGUGGGGAAUCUUCAGUGAAUUAUGUGGAUAUGAUGGAACCUCGAACAGACACGUUGGCCAAGUGAGGACUUACACAUAUUAUUAUAAACAACAAUUGAACUGCAGUUAAAAAUUCUGAGUGAAUCUUCCUAUAGUUACUCUAUUUCAUAAUUAUUAAAAGACAAAAGGUCUAAUUAAGACUUAUGAAGACAUCUUCACUUUGAAUAUUGACAGCUACACAAGAGCAAGAGUGUCUGUAGAUUAGACUUUAUGUCUUUUGUAACAUGAAGUAGAGUAAGUAUAUACCUAGAUGAUUACACACGGUGAUUUGUCUCGUAUUUCUUUCAAAUUUACAGUUUUCUAAUUCAAUUGCCAUUGAGUAUUUUAGUUUUGUAUUCUUCAUGGCUACUGGACCGAACAGUUAUAACUUCAUAAUUUAUAAGCGAGUCUAAAAAGGUUUAUGUAAACAUAUGUCCAUUAUAAAGCUAUAUGUAUUACAAAAGCUGUAGAUAUUUACAAAACUGUUUACUUAAACUUUUGUUUUAUGGUGAGGCCCCAUUGGUGCGUUGCGCUGCGUUGUGUCUCAUCGUCCCGAAGGAACGAAACGCUAUACAUUUUCUUAUUUAAAUUGACAAAAAGAUGUUAAAAACAAAGAAAAACCAAAAGAUAAAAAACGUAAAUAAAUUGGCUGUAGAAUACUUGUAAAAUGUUAAUCACUGUUGGUAAGACUGCUAAAACUAUAAGGAUUAUGUAAGUAUGGUGAUUAUAAGGUUCAAAGUUGUCUAGCUCAAUCACUGUAGACUUGUCCUUUCAUUGUUAACUCUAGUAAAGAGUUUUUUGCUAGUAAACAAUUUUGAACCCUAUAAUCAAAAGGUAUGUUACGACAAUGUUAAUUAUCUUGUUUGUAAUUGUCUAUUAAGCUGCUUGUUAACCUACAAUUAAAAACCUAAUAAAUGUAAAACAUGUUAUAAAUUAUGUGUUUUUAUAAAUUUUAAGUUCAUAUUCCUAAUUACCUAUAAAUAGUGCAUUGAAACUUGUUACAACCUAAAAACCUACCUAACAUUAAGUUUAGUUAGAGUAUUAUGAUGUCUUAUCGUUUAUCCGGCUAGCAUAUCCAUAAAUAAAAAAUAAAAAUUGUAAUGUCAGCUGGAUAGACUAUAAAAACGCCUAGUCAGUCAGAUGUUUCGAAUUAAUUAUAAGAUUGUUGAUAAUGGAGCCAGUUCUGAAGACACAAUACUUUAGUUGUCAGAUUGAUUAUACCAGUAUGAAAUUAACAGGGUGGAUAUCGCGAACUCGUUUUGACAACAAUUUUCGGAUUAAAAAUUUAAUUUGACACUAAUCACUUCGUAAAUGUUAUUUCGCUUUGACUUCGCGAUAGGGCCUCAAAAAUUAAACUGACCAGAAUUUUAUAGCUUUUGACAGUUCUCUUCUGAAUUUAAGUUUUGUGUCUCCAGAAUCUAACUGUACCCUUACCAAGAAUUUCAUCUUUCAAAUGUAGUAGACGAGUUAAAACGCGAUGAAUUUCGUGGUAAGAGUACUGAUCAGCUCAUUACGAUCGAUAGAGUCCAAAAUAAGAUAGUUUUUUUUGUUUAGUUUAUUAAUUAUUUCGCAACAGAUUCACUCACACUGUAACUAAGCCAAAUUGUAAAAUUAAAAAAGUAGAUUUUUAUGACUAUCACAACUUAUUAAUCUGUAAAUUUCUAAGGAGGACUAAUUGAAUACAUAGAAAGUAAGUAGGUUUUUUUUAACUUAUGUAUUUUGUUUCCAGAAAAUUUAUAGUUAUGCCUUAGCUUAUAUGUAGAUCUGAUAUACUUAUCAUUUUCUAUAAAAAAAUCUUAAUUUUAGAGCAUUUCAACUAAAUAUUAUUUCUUAAUAUUUAUAUUUAAUUUGUCGUACCAUUUAUUGAUCACAUUGUUAAAUAUUCACUACGUUGUUUUAGUUUGAUGCAAUUGUUGAAAAAUGUGAUUACUUUUAGGUGUCAUCUAAGUUUUUAUGAUGUCUUAUUUAAUAAUUAAUAAAGUAUUUAGAAUGUA
Messenger RNA from Plutella xylostella (diamondback moth), 3234 nucleotides. RefSeq names its product mitochondrial genome maintenance exonuclease 1. Gene Ontology annotation, cellular component: mitochondrion. Gene Ontology annotation, molecular function: single-stranded DNA exodeoxyribonuclease activity. The record is from RefSeq and is a predicted model, not a curated record. NCBI's taxonomy places the organism in Eukaryota, Metazoa, Arthropoda, Insecta, Lepidoptera, Plutellidae. Gene Ontology annotation, biological process: mitochondrial DNA replication.